Canis lupus familiaris (dog) is the source of this 858-nucleotide messenger RNA. RefSeq names its product transcription cofactor vestigial-like protein 1. Lineage: Eukaryota; Metazoa; Chordata; Mammalia; Carnivora; Canidae. The record is from RefSeq and is a predicted model, not a curated record. Gene Ontology annotation, biological process: regulation of transcription by RNA polymerase II. Gene Ontology annotation, cellular component: nucleus.
GGCAACUCUGACCAGUACUAUUCGCCUUUGCUCAGCUGUGGUAUCUUGGCUGUCUCAGUUGAUGGUCAGGAAUUAAGCUAUCACCUACCUAUGUCGCUCACAAUGGAAAAAAUGGAGAAGACCAAUAUCCAGCUGCAGAGACAUCUAAAGACUGAGUGGAACCCCCAGUGUGUCUUGUUCACCUAUUUCCAAGGAGACAUCGGCAGCUUAGUGGACAAACUCUUCUCCAGAGCUCUGAGCAGUGUCAGGAGCCCCAAGGGAUUGAGCCCCUUGAGCCAGGGUGCAGGCGUGAUCCUGAGGAAUGACAUGCCUCCAAACCAGUGGUGUUUCUUGUCUCAGUGGACAGAGCCAGAGCCAGAGCCAGUAUGGUGUCAACCAAGCAACUACAGCUUGAAUGGGCCCAGUCUCAUGACUAUGGAUCAGUACCCAGCGUCCCUGGCGGGGACCCCUGUUGAGUCUGACGAGUAGUGGCAUUACCCCUCCCUAGCCAGCCCCAGCUCCUCAGAGCCUGGUUACUCUCAGGCCUACUCCAGUGGGCACGUGGUCCCAGAGCCCCAGCGUGAUGGGAACUAUGAGCCCUUCUUAAGUCUCCUCCAGCAAAAUCGACACCUAGCCCAUCCUCAGGAGUCUGCAGCGUGGGAGGAUUGCAACUCUGCCCAUAUAGCUAGAAGCAUGAGAUUGCUCUGCAACUUGCCUCCCAGUUCAGCCCACUAUAAGAAAAUAUAUUUCCCCCCAGAUGGUGGACCUGCCAGUGUCAACCUUGCAAGUGAAAAAAGCCAGUCUCCAGAGAAAGAGAUGUGUUCUUUUAUUGAACCUCAGUCCGAAGAAGAGAAUUUCUUUUUCCAAACCUGCUCAUGA